Molecule: messenger RNA, 1884 nt
Organism: Klebsormidium nitens
Lineage: Eukaryota; Viridiplantae; Streptophyta; Klebsormidiophyceae; Klebsormidiales; Klebsormidiaceae
Source: the annotation of a GenBank genome assembly
ACAGACUCAACUUGACUUGGUAGAGAGAUCAGGCGCUUGUUACAGGGCGCCAGGGCUUCAUGCCAGGGGUCGUCAUUUCGGCCACCUUUGCGAUCUCUUUGCCUGACGUUGGGUCUCAACCAUCAAUCUGCUUGCUGCAUGUGGAAGACCUUCUUGGAGCAGCCCGGCGGCCUUCUGGCCCUAGCUAUGCCGACGUUGCGUCCCUAUUGAAGGUCUAAAGAAACUGUGUUUCACCCAGAAGACUAGAGAGAAGAUUGCCUGUGUAUGUGCUCCCUAGUGGGUGCUGCCAGGAGUUCCCUUCUCUCUGUCUACGCUGGGAACCCCCGCCCGAACCCAUCCCUGCAGCCAUGCUACGUUUCGGCAGCCAUGAUAAUGGUUGCCCUAACUAGCAUGACGGGGCUCUGAACCGAGGCGUAUGCUAGUCCCGGUGCUCCAGCUGAUGAGCCCGGCGUGCAAGACGGUACACGACAUAGGUUAUCAAGCAGCCACACCUAUAUUCAAUUGGAAACCUUGAAGGGCGCCUUCGAGCUCAGGAAGUCCUGCAUUGAGGCACAGUCCUUCUCUUCAAGGUAUUCAGUAGUGGCCCAGGUUUAUGUAGGAGGUGUAAAAGCUCUGUAGAAGAUCCUCCAGCCCCCCUCCAGCAGAACUUAGAGCUCGGCGGCCGUCGACGCGUUGGGGCGACACUGCAGCUUGCUGCCGCAUGUGACAGGGCCUUGUCUCCCUUAAAUUGAAGUUUUCUUGUUGGCACCGUAUCCAGGCUGCUGGCAGGUGGGCAGUUCUAGCCAGUACGCUACAAUCUAGGACAGAGGCUUGGGCCUGCCUGGCCCGUAGCAACGUGGUGGUCUGGUGGACCUAUUGGGAAAGUGUUGGGUCAGCACAGCUGACAUGGCUGCGACCAAGGUGGCGGCAGCCAAGGUGGUGCCCCUCAACUGCGUGGCCCCCGAGCAGGUGCUGGCGCUCAAGGAACCAACCAAAGGUUUUCUGUGCCCACUGUCAGCGAACAUAUAUGGCAUCGAUUUCACAGAGUUCGAGGUGAAGGACUGCGACAGCGGUGAGGUCGUGUUCUCCAUCCGCAAGGACCCCACCGGCCCGGCCAUGCCCAGCGCCCCGCUCGACCUCGACCCCGAGCUGGAGGCACAGUUCCGCACCAUCCAGUACACCUUCCCCGCCUCCUUCCUGCGCUUCAAGACGGUCAGAACAGCGUUGACAUUCCGGGUGGGGCCAGAGCCGCUGAGCAACUUCCGCAUGAUUGAGCGGCACUACUUCAAGAACAAGCUCACUCGCAGCUACGACUUCAAUUUUGGCUUUGUCAUACCGAAUAGCACCAACUCGUGGGAGUCCAUUUACGACAUGCCCAAACUGACUGAAGCACAGGUUCGAGAGAUGGUCGACUGCCCGUACGAGUCACGGUCCGACAGCUUUUACUUUGUGAACGACGAGCUUGUGAUGCACAACAAGGCCGAGUAUGCCUUUGAGCUUUAACUCUUUUCACUAACGGGGCUGACGGGGCCCGCGCUUUGCAAUAUAGACCCAGUUGAACAAAUCAAAUAAGCUCGAGACUGUAUGUCAAGCAGGCUUGAUCGCAGACUUUGCUUUGUCCUUGUACCGCGUCUACAUGUGCGAUCCCGCAGCAUAAGAACAUACAUUUUUACUCUGAGGCUUGUGAGCUUGCAGCUUUCAUUAAAUCAUGAGGUACAUAUGUAAAGUUAUCAAUGUCUUGUUAAUAUAGACUAACAAGAACCUCGAUCAAGCACAAACUGUCCGAGAGCAUGUAUUGAGGAACCAUAAGGCGUUCAACUAGAGCUCGUGAAUUCAACUUACCCAGUUAUAAACCCAACUACUCUCUAACACGGCCAGUCGGUUGUGGCGUUAUCUCAAACCGCC